This is a messenger RNA of Hippopotamus amphibius kiboko, 1164 nucleotides long. RefSeq names its product homeobox A13 (gene HOXA13). Gene Ontology annotation, molecular function: RNA polymerase II cis-regulatory region sequence-specific DNA binding; DNA-binding transcription factor activity, RNA polymerase II-specific. NCBI's taxonomy places the organism in Eukaryota, Metazoa, Chordata, Mammalia, Artiodactyla, Hippopotamidae. Gene Ontology annotation, biological process: regulation of transcription by RNA polymerase II. The coding region runs from base 1 to 1164 and encodes 387 amino acids. The transcript has 2 exons. The record is from RefSeq and is a predicted model, not a curated record.
AUGACAGCCUCCGUGCUCCUCCACCCCCGCUGGAUCGAGCCCACCGUCAUGUUUCUCUACGACAACGGCGGCGGCCUGGUGGCCGACGAGCUCAACAAGAACAUGGAAGGGGCGGCGGCGGCGGCGGCGGCGGCGGCCGCGGCGGCGGCGGCCGGGGCCGGGGGCGGGGGCUUCCCCCACCCGGCGGCCGCGGCCGCGGGGGGCAACUUCUCCGUGGCGGCGGCGGCCGCGGCGGCGGCGGCGGCCGCAGCCAACCAGUGCCGCAACCUGAUGGCGCACCCGGCGCCGCUGGCGCCCGGCGCCGCGGCCGCCUACAGCAGCGCGCCCGGGGAGGCGCCCCCGUCGGCCGCCGCCGCCGCUGCCGCCGCCGCCGCCGCAGCAGCAGCGGCGGCGGCGGCCUCGUCCUCGGGAGGACCCGGCCCCGCGGGCCCAGCGGGCGCCGAGGCCGCCAAGCAGUGCAGUCCCUGCUCGGCGGCGGCGCAGAGCUCGUCGGGGCCCGCAGCGCUGCCCUACGGCUAUUUCGGCAGCGGCUACUACCCUUGCGCCCGCAUGGGCCCGCACCCCAACGCCAUCAAGUCGUGCGCGCAGCCCGCCUCGGCCGCCGCUGCUGCUUUCGCGGACAAGUACAUGGACACCGCCGGCCCCGCGGCCGAGGAGUUCAGCUCCCGCGCUAAGGAGUUCGCCUUCUACCACCAGGGCUACGCGCCCGGGCCUUACCACCACCAUCAGCCCGUGCCUGGCUACCUGGAUAUGCCGGUGGUGCCGGGCCUCGGGGGCCCAGGAGAGUCGCGCCACGAGCCCGUGGGUCUUCCCAUGGAAAGCUACCAGCCCUGGGCGCUGCCCAACGGCUGGAACGGCCAAAUGUACUGCCCCAAAGAGCAGGCGCAGCCUCCCCACCUCUGGAAGUCCACUCUGCCCGACGUGGUCUCUCAUCCCUCAGAUGCCAGCUCCUACAGGCGGGGGAGAAAGAAGCGCGUCCCUUACACCAAGGUUCAAUUAAAAGAACUCGAACGGGAAUACGCUACAAACAAAUUCAUUACCAAGGACAAACGGAGGCGGAUAUCAGCCACCACGAAUCUCUCGGAGCGGCAGGUUACAAUCUGGUUCCAGAACAGGAGGGUCAAAGAGAAAAAAGUUAUCAACAAACUGAAGACCACUAGUUAA